UUUUUUCCAUGACCGAACUGAAGGCGGCUUGACUGAAUUUGCAGCUGGCUCCACCCUCCGUUGCUCAGUCAACUACGUGUUGAGCUUGGAGCCUUUAACCAGCCAGCAUCCCAGAGGAACUUUGUCCUGGCUUUUUUAUCUGAAGGAAACAAGUCGCUUUCUCAGCCGACGCAGGUUUGUCAACUUUCGACCUCAAUCGAUUGUUUUCCGCUCGCGGAAGAUGCACGUUUUAUCUUUAAUGAUGUCUGAUAUCUGCGUGGAAACGGAUGAUAUUUGAACCCACCAAAAGCAGCGGAGAGAGAGGAGGUGGGUGUUGGAUACAAGGCUGUUUGUCUUCCGUUCUUCUUGUUUUUAUGUAGUGUUGUUUUGUUUGGAUUAUAGUUAAUAAAGCCGCUGAAAAAAAAACUGAAGCAUUUUUUUUUUUUAAUCUCAUGAACAUUUUAAGGACCACCUUUUAACUUUGACCAGAGAGUUCUUAAGGAAACUUUACACGAGCUUAGAUCUGAAGACAGCAUUAGUCAAUGUGAAACAAUGGCAUUGAAAGCCAAAGUAUUGUAUGAUUUUCACGCUGAAAACCCAGGAGAGAUUUCCAUAGCAGAGAAAGAGUUGGUGACUCUGUUCAGUGAGGAGGAGUUGGAGGGCUGGCUGGAGGGGGAGAACAGCAAAGGGGAGGUUGGCCUCUUUCCUGCCUCUUAUGUUGACAUCAUCAGGGACCAAAUCACCUCCAGUGCAAGCAACAACGGCUAUUCCUCGCCCAAAACCAUAACCCAGUCCCCCAGCCACAGCUCGUACGCGUCGCCCGAUUCCCACUCCCAGAGGAGGUUUAAGGUCGGCAGCGGUGGAGGGAGCAGCUUCAACACCAGCCAGGGCAGCGACGAUGACUGGGACGACGACUGGGAUGACGGCUCUCCUGCUCAGUAUGAGCCUCAGGGUUUAGGCACCACCCCUCCCUUGUACCCGGUCACCACCUCGCUGCCGGGUCGGGGGGCCAGCCAGCAGCAGCAACAGCAGGCCAAGAGCUCGGCUACAGUUGGGAGGAACCUCAACAGGUUCUCCACCUUCGUCAAGUCUGGCGGAGAGGCCUUCUUGCUCGGGGAGGCGUCUGCUUUUGUCAAAGACGGGGACAGGAUCUGUGUGGUGAUGGGGAAGUAUGGACCAGAGUGGCAGGAGGACCCUUACCCAUUCACAUGCACCAUUGACGACCCCACGAAGCAGACCAAGUUCAAAGGCAUGAAGAGCUACAUGUCUUACGGCCUCACCCCGACGCACACUAAUGUACAAGUUAACCGCAGGUAUAAACAUUUCGACUGGCUCUACGCUCGGCUCGUCGAGCGCUUCCCUGUGAUCUCGGUACCCCACCUGCCAGAGAAGCAGGCCACGGGCCGCUUUGAGGAGGACUUUAUCUCUAAGAGGAGGAAGGGUCUCAUCUGGUGGAUGAACCACAUGACAAGUCACCCCGUCCUGGCCCACUGUGACGUCUUCCAGCACUUCCUGACCUGCGGGGCUGACGAGAAAGCCUGGAAAAUGGGCAAGAGAAAGGCAGAGAGGGACGACUUGGUCGGCGCAAACUUCUUCCUAACGAUCAGCACGCCAGUCGUCCCCCUGGACCUCCAGGAAGUCGAGAGCAAGAUCGAGGGCUUUAAGAGCUUCACCAAGAAGAUGGACGAGAACAUUGUUGUGGUGAACACGUCCAUCAACGAGUUUGCCCGCAAGCAGAUAACGGGCUUCAAAAAGGAGUACCAGAAGGUCGGGCAGUCCUUCAAGCACCUGGCGCAGGCGUUUGAGCUGGAUCAGCAGGUCUACUCGGCAGGCCUGAACAAAGCCAUCUCCUACACCGGAGAGGCCUACGAGGCCAUAGGGGAGUAUUUUGCAGAGCAGCCGCGGCAGGACCUGGAACCCAUUUCUGAUCUGCUGGACCUCUACAGAGGACAUCUGUCCAAUUUCCCUGACAUCAUCCACGUGCAGAAAGGUGCGCUGACCAAGGUGAAAGAUUGUCCAAAGAAGGAAGGCGAGCUCCACGAUCGCUGCAACAUCAUUUCCUGUGCCACACUAGCAGAAAUCCAGCACUUCCACCGCACGCGUGUGCGGGACUUCCGGAUGCAGAUGCAGCAUCACCUGCGCCAGCAGAUCAGCUUCUUCCAGAAGAUCACCGCCAAGCUAGAGGAUGCCUUGCACAAAUACGACGACGACCAAUAGGACAGGACCAAGCAAGGAAAGGGGUUGAGAGCGCUAGCCUGUCGGAGAUCAAAGGAAACUUUAGUACAAAAUCAAAGGAUUGAUGAGCGACAUCUUAGCAUUUAAAAGAAAAAGGAGGGGAAAAAAAACAAAAAACCUUGAAGAUGUGAUGGAUCUUCCAUCUGGCAUUCUGGAGGGUGUGCAUCUGCAGAAAUAGCCACAGGACAGCUUGUGGGAUUAUCUGGAGAGCUCUGAUGAGUGUACCAGUUCCAGGGAUUUUGUGAACACUCCAUGCAACAUUUAAAGCGGCUCUCGGUGUGCCGGAGCCUGCUGUUUGAAUCAUGCUUUCUGGGUCAUCUCACUGUCUCCUGUUUCUUCCUGAUGGGAUGUGGGUCUAAACCGACAUGAAACACGGACAAAAGACUUCCCAAACAGCCAAUAUGGAAAUCUAAGUUAACGUUUGUAAUCAUUAUCCCAUGUGUAGGUUUUACUUGAAUAACCCGCUCAGCAUUGUUGGCCUGUGCAGUUUGGAGAAAUUCAAGCCAUUUUGUAAAAAUAAAAUAAAAAAAUAUUAUCUCUUAGACAAUUCAGAUAUUGCAACAGUUUCAAAGUUUUACAAAAUAUUCUGCAUUCCCAUCUUAUUUACUGUGCUGCGAAAAAGUAUUUGCCCCCUUACAGAGUUCUGUUCUUUUUUUUUUCUGCCUUUGUUACAUUUAAAAGUGUCAAAUCGUUGAACUAACUCUGAAAUCAGACUAAAGGCUGGUGUAUUUGAUAUCAUUGUUGCCUUGCAGCAAGUAGGUCCUUUGUUCCAAUCUGCGUCUGUCUGCAUUUGAAAGUUCAAACUCCAGUUUCUGCCUGGAGUUUGAAAGUUAUCCCCUUUCACACCCAAAAACGGGUUUAGAUCAUACCUUUGAUGUACUGGAGUCAAAAUUAGGAUUGUUGUGCAGCCAGUGGUGCUUACUUCCUUGCCGCAGGAGGUUAUCUAUCCGAAACCAGGUUCUGAUCUGAUUAAUAAUGAGCCAAUACUGGUAAGAGAGAAAGCGACUAGUCACUUGCGCUGGUGAUUAGCAUGAUGAGGCUGGUCACCCGCUGAAUCGCCUGUUUCUUUUUGCUGUCUAUUAGCAUGGAUAGGCUGCUGUUAGCUUUGGAUAGGCUAGCCUUAGCUGGAGUGUUUUUUGCGACUCAUUCAGUAAGUUGCGAAAAACCAAGAACAACAUCUAAAACUCUGCAGGCCCAACAUGUUUAAGGAUUUGACAAUUACAAAGAGUUUGCAAAAUGGCGUCGGAGCCCCACAAGUAAAAACCACUGCUGGCCGAAAAGAACACAAAGGCUCAUAACACAUUUGCAAAAAAAAGCAAAUUGUUAUUCUCAAGACCUUUUGGAAAGUGUUCUGUGAAUAGCCUGUGUAAAAAUGGUACAUUUUGGAAGUUGUGUCUUUUUGCAGCUAACAUAAAACCAACAGCAUUUCAAAAAGAAAAAAUCACACCAACCUUGGAACAUGGUGAUAGCAUGAUGAUCUGGGGCUGUUUUACCUCUUCUGGAUCUUGACUACUUGCUGUAAUUCAUAAAUUCUGCUUUCUGGAGGAAAGAAGAAUGUUCAGUUUGUGACCUGAAGAUUAAGUUCACUUGGGUCAGAUAUUGUGAUAAACUGAGGCACAAAUGUUCACCUCCCUGUAGCUAAAAAAUAUUGAACUUAAUUAAAGGCUAAAUGUCUUCCUUCACCAGGCUGCAAUAGACCUAAGACCAGGUUGGUUUGGGUAUUUUUUUUACUCUAAUAAAGUAAAUCACCAUUUUAAAAGAA
Messenger RNA from Poecilia reticulata (guppy), 3976 nucleotides. Its product is annotated as sorting nexin-18-like. The record is from RefSeq and is a predicted model, not a curated record. Gene Ontology annotation, molecular function: phosphatidylinositol binding; protein binding. Gene Ontology annotation, biological process: cleavage furrow formation; plasma membrane tubulation; endocytosis. Lineage: Eukaryota; Metazoa; Chordata; Actinopteri; Cyprinodontiformes; Poeciliidae. Gene Ontology annotation, cellular component: cytoplasmic vesicle; plasma membrane.